Messenger RNA from Coregonus sp. 'balchen', 3849 nucleotides. NCBI's taxonomy places the organism in Eukaryota, Metazoa, Chordata, Actinopteri, Salmoniformes, Salmonidae. The record is from the annotation of a GenBank genome assembly.
AUGGGCCUGAAGGACCAUCCGGAGGAGGAUGGAGCAGGCCGCAUCCUUGACCUGGGGCUAGAUUUAGAGUACCUCCACAUCGAAGGCUCCGACAGCAGGCAGGCUGGCUCUGACACAGGGCCCAGUAUGGAGCGGGGAGAGGAGGAGGAAGAGGCCUGCGAUAGAAGCAGCAAUAGCAGCUUGUCCACGCCUGGGGGGAAGGAGGGGGAGGUGGUGGGGGAGGAGGAGAGCGCUGGGUCCGACAGUGAGCCGGAGCCAGGCCGAAACAGCACCGGUUCUAACCCGGCUGGAGGAGUGUCCAUUUCAGAGUCAGAUGGAGGUGUGCUUGUUCCCAACACCACCAAACCCCACCAGCCACUGUGCAGGACUCCCUGUGUGGACCUGGGGUCCGAGGGGCCUCCGGAACCUCCGUCGGGGGAGCCUUCACCCGGGGAAGCCCUGAGGGAGUACCAGUCCAAGCUGGAGUUUGCCCUGAAGCUGGGCUACACCGAGGAGCUUGUGCGGCUGGUGCUGGCCAAGCUGGGGCAGGACACGCUCAUCAACGACAUACUGGGAGAGCUGGUCAAACUGGGCAGUAAGGCCGAGACGAACCAACAGCUGACUGGGUCCACGGCUUCACAGCCCGCCUCCUCGUCCUCCUGCUCCUCAUCUUCCUCCUCUUCUACCUGUGGGUAUCUGGAGGCGCAGCAGGGGAGGUCAGACUCCCCCUAUCAGACAGACCUCCUCCUGGGGGACAAGGACAACCUGCGGCCCAUCGUCCUGGACGGUAGCAACGUGGCAAUGAGGUGCGGGUCUAUGAACCAUACUUCUUGAUUACAGAAAACACACAAUGCCUAUUUCCUCCAUUGUAGCCCGUUGCUUGGUCUAUGGAAAGGUACUUGUGUAACUGUUGUCAAAGUCACCUACAUAUUGUUGAUAUGAUGUUAGAGCUUGUAAGGUAGUUAACAUCUGUCUCUUGUAGCCACGGCAAUAAGGAGGUGUUCUCCUGCUACGGCAUCCAGCUGGCUGUUGAUUGGUUCCUGGAGCGAGGUCACCGUGACAUCACAGUGUUUGUGCCCUCCUGGAAGAAAGAGCAGUCCCGCCCUGAUGCCCUCAUCACAGGUAAACACACAGAAACACACACACCUGAGAGUUCACCUACAUAUGUCAGAUGGGCCUCAGUGCUCACUGGAUUACACGUUUCUCCAAUUCUCUCUCUCUCUCGCUCUCUCUAGACCAGGAUAUCUUACGUCGUCUGGAGAAGGACAAGAUCUUGGUGUUCACGCCAUCUCGUCGUGUCCAGGGUCGCCGGGUGGUCUGCUAUGAUGACCGCUUCAUCGUCAAGCUGGCCUAUGAGUCCGACGGCAUCAUCGUCUCCAACGACAACUACCGCGACCUGGCCAGUGAGAAGCCAGAGUGGAAGAAGUUAAUUGACGAGCGGCUGCUCAUGUACUCGUUCGUCAACGACAAGUAAGGAAGGAGUGAUACGGCUCCGGCUUAGUGUUCAUCUUCUUUAGCCUAGAAGUGGUAUGAUGCUCAUUAUGCUAAUACUUGGCUGUAUAGGAUUAAAUAUGUUAAUAUGUUAAUAAUCUCUCUCUACCACUCCCUCCCUCUCUCUCUCGCUCUCUUUCCUCCCCUCCCUCCCUCUCUCUCUCUCCCUCCCCUCCCUCUCUCUCCCUUCCUCUUCCUCCCUCCCUCUCGCUCUCCCUCUCUCCCCUCCCCUCCCCUCCUCUCUCCCCUCUCCCCUCUCCCCUCUCCCCCCUCUCUCUUUCUCUCUCUCUCUCUCUCUUCCCAUCCCUCUCUCCUCCCCUCUCCUCCCACUCUCUUCCCUCUCUCUCCUCCCCUCCCUUCACUCCCUCCCUCUGUCCUCCCCUCCCUUCCCUUCCUCCCUCUCUCCUCCCCUCCCCCUCCCUCUCUCUUCCCUCUCUCUCCUCCCCUCUCUCCCUCUCUCUUCCCUUCCCUUCCUCCCUCUCUCCUCCCCUCCCUCCCUCUCUCUCCUCCCUCUCUCCUCCCUCCCUUCCCCUCUCUCCUCCCCUCCCUCCCUCUCCUCCUCCCCUCCCCUCCCCUCCCUUCCCUUCCCUCCCUCCCUCUCUCCUCCCCUCCCCUCCCAGGUUCAUGCCACCUGAUGACCCUCUAGGUCGUCAUGGUCCCAGUCUGGAGAACUUCCUGAGGAAACGUCCCAUCAUGCCAGAGCACAGGAAGCAGCCCUGUCCUUACGGUGGGCCCCUCCAUUAUUAUUAACUCUUUAGUAUGUGUUUAUGUUCACGAUGAAGUGCUCACAGUGUUAUAAUGUGAAUUAAUCAUUUCUUAUUCAGCUGGUGCUGAAGAUGCAUUGGUUUGCUACUUUAUAAGUUAACCACUGCCACAUCAUCACUAGCCUGUGUGUUAACCAGUACCCUAUCCUUUCUCCCCCUUUCUUUAGGCAAGAAGUGCACUUACGGCCACAAGUGUAAGUACUACCACCCGGAGAGGAGUGCCCAGUGCCAGCGCUCGGUGGCAGACGAGCUGCGUGCCAGCGCCAAGACCUCUGACACCUCUACUAGUACCAAAGGCCAGGGUGGCGAGGCCGGGCUGGUGAAGAGCCACAGCGAGCCCAAUAAUGUAGCGGUGGGCACCAAGAGAGGUUCUGCCCCCAGCAUUCGGGCACUGUCCUACGGCGAGGCAGAGGACAAGCUGAGACACGCUGAGAAAUGCAAGAACAGCCUCAGUAGUAGUAGUGGGAGUAGUUGUUGUAGUGGGAGUGUUACUCUGUCUCCUGCCCCUGGAGGACCCCCCUCCUCUGCCCUCAGCUACCCCCAGGACCAGCCACCGAGCCUGGGCAGGGACACACCCCACAUAACCCUGCCGGCCCCCCACCCCCACCCUGACCCCUACUCCUCCAGCUGUGACCCUCCAGAUCUCAGCUACUACUCAGUGACGCCGGCCCACUCCGGCCUGGCAGCACGGAGGAGUCCGGAAUGCCGCUUCCCGCUGGACACAGACCUGCGUCUGCUGGGCUCAUCAGACUGUGGCAGCAGCAGCUGUGACUCGUACAGAGAGAGAGCCUCCUGUCUGUGCUGCCCAGACCCCCAGCUGGACAAAUACAUCCACCAUCAGCAUCAUCAAUACUAUCAACACCAUCAUCAUCAACACAACCGCCUGUACUCUCAACACUCUGCCCCCCUGCUCGAACCACACCACCCCCACCCCUCCCACUACGCCCACACACACACCCCCACCUCUGCCCUCCAUGGCUAUCACCAGAGCCUGGCACGGGGGCACAGCUUCCCCCACGACGAGCCCCCUGACCCCCACCUGUACCCCGUCCCCCCUCCCCUCCAGCACCAGGCCGUAGGCGCCCGCUCCAGCUGCCCUGGAGACUACCCCUCUGUGUCCCAGUCCAGCUCCUACCCUCCUGGCUCCCCUCUGGGCCGCUGCCUGGCCAACACGCGGCUGGAGACGCUGUCAGACUCCCGGCUGUACGAACGCUCCCCGCUGCCCCCCAGGAAAGCCUUCUCCUGGGAUCUCUACUGCAGCCAACCCCCUCAGCCCUGCUAUGAGACCUACCAGAGUCUACCAGAGAGCCACGAUGUAGGCUGGGGACAGACCACACUCUCUUACCACCCACUCUACCCCCCUCACUCCUCUCAGCCCCCUCACCAAUCCCAUGCCCCUCAGCCAUCCCACCCAUCCAUGCCCCCCCACCACACGCACCAGGAGCCCCCCGCCCUGAGCCGCUACGGGGAGGUGCGGGAGAAGGUCUACCUCAACCUGUGUAACAUCUUCCCCUCUGAGCUGGUGGGCCGGGUUAUGGGGAGGAACCCCCAUGUGACAGACGCCCAGCAGCUAGCUGCCGCCAUCCUGGCUGAGAAGUCCCAGGCCGGCUACUGA